CUUGCUGAAGGCAGCUUGACAGUAGUGAUUCAGAUGCAGUAAUUUAAUAUUUCACUGUUUGAAUAUGCAUUUAAUGUAUUGCUCAAGGGAACAUGUUGCAGUGUUGAAUUCAGCUCAAUUCAAUUUUAUUUAUAUUACCAGACAACAGACAUUAUCUCUGGGCAUAUGUUGAGGAUUUCACAGAUCACAUGACUUGAAGUGCAAAAAUCUUCUGAAAGUCUCAUCUUUCCUGAUCUGAAUAUCAAGAACACACACCCCCAACCUUGGUUGCCCUGGAUGAUUUGAGAGACUCCCUUUUAAAUGGAUAAAUGCAAGCAAGCCUCAGUUACGCAUCACAAACACAAUGAAAGCUUAUAUUUCAUGAAAAAUUAAGUUUCCUUUUACGCAACCUGUAUUGAUCUCCUGUGAAGACAGGGAUAGAGGGCGGAUAUGGGAGAUUUCCGCCAGUCUGGUUUCACCUCCACCCCUCAGGUGGAGCCUCUCUAGACGGGAUGUAACCGGAGCAAAUCUCCUUAGCAUUGCAUUGAACGUUUUUCAGAGGCAUCUUGGUUGCAGACUCGUUUCAUCCAGAAACAAACUGCCUACAUUUUUACAGCAAUCCCUAACAGCCUCGUUACUGUUAACAGGCUUAAAUUUACUGCCAGCACAUCACUGCUGCGCUGCGUUGUCAGGUGUGCGCUGAAGGGGACGUGGUGGCAUCUGAUGUUGACGCCUCUUCACUCUCGCACCUGCUCGGGAAGGAGGACAGAGGAGGAGGAGAAUUAAGUGUUACGUCCGACGAACAGCUUUCUAAUCUCUGAUGUCUUGGAUUACUCCUGUGAUGCACUGGACGUGAACCCUGUCCGGGGUUUUUGGCCAGUGUUUUACGCUCAAUGGGCACAAUCUUUUUGCGGGCUCAUAUUUUCGACCUGGCAUUUGCAUGGUGGAUUAAACACUCACAUUAGUUUUAGCCUAGUUGUAUAUUUGUGCUAUCUGAACAAUUGUGGAUUAUUAAAGGACUCGCAUUAUGCUAAACGAUGAUGACCAUUUGGUCACUGAAGCGCGCAGCCGGAUUUUGGAUUAAGAGCCAGAGACUUUCCACCGCUCUAGUACCAAUCACCUGUUUAUUCUCCUGAGACACUUUGACCUGUUUCCCAACUAUUGACGCGCUGGGAUGGAGAGUGAGCUGAGACCCAGGGUCUGUUACCUGACCAAAGGAGAGCGCGGCUAUGGGUUUCACCUGCACGGUGAGCGGAAUAAAGGCGGUCAGUUCAUCCGCAAAGUGGAGCCCGGCUCCUCGGCUGACCUGGCGGGGCUGCGACCUGGAGACCGGGUGGUGGAGGUGAACGGGGAGAAUGUGGAGAACGAAACCCACCAUCAAGUGGUGAAUCGUAUCCGUGAGGUGGCUCACCGCACUAGGCUGCUGGUGGUGGACAGAGACACUGAUGACCACUUCCGUAGACAUGGCCUGGCCUGCACCGAGGACCUGGCCAUUGAGAUGGGAACACUUUCUCCACGCCCCUCACCCAAACCUGCCCCUUGUACCUCUCCCUUACCCAAAAAGACCCUGUCACCAAAACCCAACCACACACACUCAUUUCACCGUCCUGCUGCAGGCUCACCCACACAAACUAUCACACAAGGCAAGGCCAAGAGAUCCUCAGAGACAUCAAGUACCGCGACAGACACAGAGGCGCAGCUCUCACCGGAGCCAACAGCUGAGCUCCUUCCACGUCUGUGUCACCUGGUGAAGGGGGAGAAGGGCUAUGGCUUCAACCUACACAGCGAUAAGACAAAGGGUGGACAGUUUGUGCGUUCAGUGGACCCUGGCUCAGCUGCUGAGAGUGCAGACAUCAGGCUUGGAGACAGACUAGUGGAGGUGAAUGGAGUGAACAUAGAGGGCCUGAGGCACUCAGAGGUGGUUGCACUAAUUAGAGCAGGAGGGGAGGAAGUGCGCCUACUAGUGGUCGAUCAGGAGACAGACGAGCUCUUCCAUACCCUGGGCAUCACACCCGCCACCAGCCAUGACAAAGAGGUCUAUGUGGAAGAAUCAGCCACAGAAAGCGCAUCACCCACGCCCUCUCCGACCUCUGAACUCCCUGCCACAGGUCCACCAAUCAUAAACGUCACACUGACAGACUCCCCAAACACAGACAAGACUCCAAAAUCCCGGGCCAACAGGAGCUCAGCAUCCUCAAGAAGUUCUACCACCCAAUCAGAGAUCAGCAGCUCGGUCCCCGAUGAGAAUGACAGGCGUGUUUCGGACCCUUUCAUUGACAGUGGCCUGAGACUGAGUCCCACAGCUGCUGAGGCUAAACAAAAGGCCCUCGCCAACCGCAACAAAAAGAGAGCACCUCCUAUGGACUGGAGCAAGAGACAAGAGAUCUUCAGCAAUUUCUGACCCCUUGUACCUUGAAUUUGUACUGUGCUUGAGUGCAAAUUUGAGUUUCUCCAGUAUAGUAGCCUACUAGUAUUUACUUUUUACUCCACUACAUUUGUCUGAUAGUACCUUUUCAAACCAUGUAUCUCCAAAUUUGAUCAUUUUUUAUUCUUUUGAUCAAUUGAAGCAUUAAAGGACCAGUGUGUAGGAUUUAGUGGCAUCUAGCAGUGAGGUUGCAGAUACUAAUGGACUGAAGACUCCUUGCCACAGAGUCCCCUUCCUAGCAUGUGGAAGAGAACCCGCUCAAUCUCUUCUUCUAAGGCUUAUUGUAAGUCACCCAAGUCAAAACAACCAAUCAGAGCCAGGAUAAUAGUAAAACACAGACAGGUACCAUUUUACUGCCUAAUGAGUAAUUUUACUUUUGAUGCUUUAAGUAAAUUUUGCUGAUAAUACUUACAUACCUUUAAAGUAAGAUUUUGAAAGCAGGACUUUUACUUGUAGUAGAGUAUUUUCACAAUGUGGUAUGAUACUUUUAAGAAAGUUAAAGGAUCUGAAUACUUCGUUCCCCACUGCCAGAAUGCAAAGAGAAAAAUAUAUAUUAUGAUAAUAAUAUGAUUCUUCACUGCUCAUAUUAUUAUCUCAAGUACUGGUCCAAUCCAAGGAAAAAGAGGCAGGUAGUGACAUUAGUAGUAAUACAAUUAAAUUCUGUUCUGUGUCCACUAUAAGAUAUCAAAUAGUAUUAUCUAUAGAUGCUUACUUUACAGUAUCUAUAAGGAUGGACAACAUUCUGUGGAUGUGUCAGAAAUCUUCCAACACACUGCAUUAAACAAUGGCAUUAAUGACUGGCAGACCUUCUACUGAGAGACUUAUUCAUGCAAAUGGUGCCUGGUCAGUACACAAAGUUUCUCUUUAUUAAAUCAUAAUUCUGAGCCAUGAGUAGCGACUCAUAUAACAGCAUAUAUGCACUAUGUUUGUUUUUGCUGCAGAUACGCUUUUCUGUUGUAGUUUUUAAAUAGUUUUAUGUCUUUCAAUUUACAGUGAGCAGAUCAGAUGUUAAAAGGACAGAUGCUGAUCUCUUGUAGCUUUUUAAGGAAUUUUCUCCAAAAUGUGCUUGCCUGAAACUUCCCAAAAUGUGAAAUAAACUUUCAG
Molecule: messenger RNA, 3508 nt
Organism: Micropterus salmoides (largemouth bass)
Lineage: Eukaryota; Metazoa; Chordata; Actinopteri; Centrarchiformes; Centrarchidae
Product: Na(+)/H(+) exchange regulatory cofactor NHE-RF2-like
Exons: 6
Coding region: 1154-2380 (408 amino acids)
Biological process (GO): protein localization to plasma membrane
Cellular component (GO): apical plasma membrane
Molecular function (GO): signaling receptor binding; protein-membrane adaptor activity
Source: RefSeq, a predicted model, not a curated record